CUGGCUAACUAUUCUAAGUUAGCGACUAACUUUUCUGAUCUUCACCUCUCAUCAUUGCUCCUGAGAUCCUGAAAAAUAACGCAAAGACAACCGCAUUCUCGGGUAAUUUGGGAGCAUCUGUUCUUCACUAGAUCUACUAGAUCAUCUGAGCGAUUUGACUGAAUGAAGAUGUUGCUGAUCAUUGAAGCUCUUCUUCUCAUUUUAGCUGCUCUAGGACAGGAUCACAGAGCUGCUGUUGAAGGAAAGAUAAUUACAUUGGAUAUGGCACCGAAUUCAGUUGACGAUCAGUAUGAUGGCUGUAGAGAGAAAAUGGCAAAGCUGGUGGAGACAAAAUAUCUAAAAAAGGAAUUCAAAAACUCAAAAGACAAUUUUAAAGAAGCUUGGAAAGACUGUGAAAAUAAAAUAAAAAAACCAAGAGAUAACUUGAACAGGAAUCAUUUAAUUGCCAUUUGUGUGUACACAGGUAAUCGUGUAUAUCGUGAAUUCAAUAAGGAUGUUGGUAGUGAUAACUUAAAAUACAAAGACAAGACAUUCAAAUGGUAUGCACUUCAUUUUUUCUUAACAGAAGCAAUACAGAUUCUGAAAAGUAAACAAAAUGAAUGCCAGUCAAUUUAUCGUCGUACCAAACAUGAAUAUAAGGUAAAAAAGGGCGAAGAGUUUCGUUUUGGCUCAUUUGCAUCCUUUUCUCUUGAUUAUUCACAAACAAUAGACUUUGGGGAUAAAUCUUGUUUUGAAAUCAAGAAAUAUAAAGGUGCUGAACUGACAAAAUAUUCUGAGUUUCCUCAUGAGCAAGAAGUGCUGAUUCCUCCGUAUGAGACGUUUAAAGUCACUGAUGUCAAGACAAGAACAUAUAAGAAUAAACUCUGGUGUAAAACUGUGUUCGUGCUGGAAAUCACUGGAACAAGAAGUACACUAAACUGUGCUCUAUUUAAGCCAUCAUUCAAAAAUAUGAUAAAAAAGUUGUUUUGUGGAUGUUGUGGCUCUUAAACUUCCUUUAUUGUAUCUGUGCAAAUUAAAAGAUGGUUUUGUUAAAUUUUUAAUUAUGAACUUUGAAAGCAAAUACAAUAUCACACUUUUGUGUUAUUAUUGUGAUAUUUCUUGUAAGUGCAACAGCUCAUCUCUGCAAUUAUAUUUUCAACAUCUUCAAACAUUGUUGU
Molecule: messenger RNA, 1157 nt
Organism: Labeo rohita (rohu)
Lineage: Eukaryota; Metazoa; Chordata; Actinopteri; Cypriniformes; Cyprinidae
Product: ecto-ADP-ribosyltransferase 4-like
Exons: 3
Coding region: 163-987 (274 amino acids)
Molecular function (GO): NAD+ poly-ADP-ribosyltransferase activity; NAD+-protein-arginine ADP-ribosyltransferase activity
Source: RefSeq, a predicted model, not a curated record